Messenger RNA from Penicillium cataractarum, 489 nucleotides. RefSeq lists its product as uncharacterized. The record is from RefSeq and is a predicted model, not a curated record. Lineage: Eukaryota; Fungi; Ascomycota; Eurotiomycetes; Eurotiales; Aspergillaceae. The coding region runs from base 1 to 489 and encodes 162 amino acids. The transcript has 2 exons.
AUGCCAACCAAGCUCUCAAUCUUGGUGUUCGUCGCCUCCCCACUCGACUACGCUAGAUACAGACACGCAUCGCUGUAUUUGGAAUUUGAACACGCACACGAAACCGAGGCAAAAAAAGCCAAUCUCAAGCCCGGUGACUCAAAUACAAACACGGAAGAUGAUAUCAAGUCUUCAGUGAUGGAGGUGGUCGGGUCACCGGGGUAUUUUAGCUUUUAUGAGCGAGUGAAUACUUCGCCCGUUGCGGCUACUGGCCUUGCAAAGUCUGUUUAUGUGGCCUCUAUACCAGACAGUGUCCCCGUGUCGUCAUUGCGGGCGACGAUAUCAGGCACCCCGGUCGCGGAUCAAGGUGACUGGAAUAGUCAGAAUUGGGUUGGUGAUGCACUAGGACGAUUAGUUACCGCGGGCUAUAUGGAUGCCGAGGAUAAAGAUCGUGGGUUAGACGAUAUGGUGGAUGUUAUACUAGAGGCGAAGGAUGAGGAGAUUGCAUAA